AUGAAGAGAGGCAAACAACGAAAGGAGGUAACCCUCAGGAGUGUCCCUGGAGAUGAUGAAGAAUCAGGCAGACAAAAAGGAGUGAAGGAAAUCGAAGGAUGGACCGGCGGUGGUACAAGGCUUACAUACAAUGGCCUGAACGAGGCUCAUCUGCCCCAGCCUGGCGCUAUGCCCCUUUCGAGACCCCGACUGCCUGCCGCUAGACCGCUUUGGGACCCCGACACCCGCGCGCCCCGCGACUGGAUCAUUGAUCUUCCGGCCUGGUUUUGGCACUGCCCCUUUGGGUUUUACAGGGCUAGUAUGCUUCACACCGCUUGUUGUAACCCCAUGGCUAUCAUCAACCUGCAGACUUUCGUCAUCCGGGGUGUCCAAAAUGUCCCGCACUGGCUCCGCAAGGACAGUCAGUCACAUGACAACGUUAUUUAUAGUGAUAAGCCUGGAAUAGAUGACAUGAUCACAUAUGGCAGUUCCUAG
Messenger RNA from Aspergillus vadensis CBS 113365, 474 nucleotides. RefSeq lists its product as uncharacterized. Lineage: Eukaryota; Fungi; Ascomycota; Eurotiomycetes; Eurotiales; Aspergillaceae. The coding region runs from base 1 to 474 and encodes 157 amino acids. The record is from RefSeq and is a predicted model, not a curated record. The transcript is spliced from 2 exons.